CUGAUAUUCUAAUCCGGGUCACAGAAUGGCUAAGGCAGCUUUAAGUGGAGGGCAGAUUUUUUUCCCUCCGUUUGCCUGGUGUUUCGCACCCUGAAAGAAUGUUGUGCCUGCUCUUUUUUCUGGUGACUGCUGUUGGUGCUGAACUGUGUCAACCAGAUGCAGAAAAUGCUUUUAAAGUAAGACUGAGUAUCAGAACAGCUCUGGGAGAUAAAGCAUAUGCCUGGGAUACAAAUGAGGAAUAUCUUUUCAAAGCAAUGGUGGCUUUCUCCAUGAGGAAGGUUCCCAACAGAGAAACAACAGAAAUUUCCCAUGUCCUACUUUGCAAUGUAACCCAGCGGGUGUCAUUCUGGUUUGUGGUUACAGAUCCUUCAAAAAAUCACACCCUUCCUGCUGUUGAGAUACAGUCAGCCAUAAGAAUGAAUAGGAACCGGAUCAACAGUGCCUUCUUUUUGAAUGACCAGACCCUGGAAUUUCUAAAAAUUCCUUCCACUCUUGCACCACCCACUGACCCAACCAUGCCCAUCUGGAUGAUCAUAUUCAGUGUGAUAUUUUGCAUCGUCAUAGUGGCAGUCAUGCUGCUGAUUUUCUCAGGAAUCCGGCAACGUAGAAGGAAGAGCAAAGGACCAUCCGAAGUGGAUGACACUGAAGACAAGUGUGAAAACAUGAUCACAAUUGAGAAUGGCAUCCCCUGCGAUCCUUUGGACACAAAGGGAGGGCACAUUAACGAUGUCUUCAUGACAGAGGAUGAGCGGCUCACCCCCCUCUGAAGGCUCCUCUUUUGCUUCCCCAGGAAACUCAACACUUGUUUCUGUGCCACUGCUGAGCUUUAUAAAUUAUCAAGGACAGAUCAUCUAUUUUAUUUCACCAUUCUUCUUUCCUAAGAAAUUCUGCAUGUGCAUGAAAGUGAAAGGCUGUCGUUUAUACCCAUGAAGACCACUGGAAUCCUAAGCUGUUGACUACUCAAAAUAUUCUCAAGCAUUUCUCUGACAACACAAUGUAUACGUAUAGCCACGUGGUGCCUUUACUUAUUGGUUUAAAGGUGCAUUAGUGUUGAACAUUGCUGGAAAUAAAGUCAGGCCACUACAUAUAUAUACAGAUGUAUAUAUAUAUAUGUGUGUGUGUGUGUGUGUGUGUGUGUGUGUAUGUGUGUGUGUGAAGACCUACGGAGGGAGAUUUUUCCAGUGGAGAAUACCCAUAAUAUGGUAUAAAAAUCUUUGAAGAUGGAUCCUUUUUGAAUAUUGUUCAUAUCACUCUGUAUAUGACUAACUAAGGAAGAAUAAAAUAUGAUUGGGUUAUGAAUGAUGACAAUGGGAGUGACAGUAUCCAAGGUGGAAUUUCAUCCUAUGACCAUACCAAUACUUAUUCUCUAUCAUUCUCUGGUAAGUCAGCCCUGUUGGUUGACUAUUUCUGCAAUUUGUAAAACAACAACCUCUGUGAAUUUAAUAAAGCGCUAAUCAUCUCUUUUUAAUUAUG
This is a messenger RNA of Neogale vison (American mink), 1473 nucleotides long. RefSeq names its product collectrin, amino acid transport regulator (gene CLTRN). The record is from RefSeq and is a predicted model, not a curated record. Lineage: Eukaryota; Metazoa; Chordata; Mammalia; Carnivora; Mustelidae. The transcript is spliced from 6 exons. Bases 99 to 767 code for a protein of 222 amino acids.